AUGACUACAUCGACGCCUUAUAGUAUUGAAAAUCCCUUCAAAGUGGCCAUCAUUGGGUCAGGUAAUUGGGGUACCGCAGUUGCUAAAUUGGUUGCUGAAAACUGUUCAGAAAAACCAGAGAUUUUCCAAAAAGAUGUUCAAAUGUGGGUGUUCCAAGAGGUCAUUGAUGGCAGAAACUUGACUGAUAUAAUAAAUAACGACCAUGAGAAUGUCAAAUACUUACCUGGAAUCGAAUUACCAAGCAACUUGAUUGCAAAUCCAGAUAUCAUUGAUACCGUAAAAGACGCUGACUUGUUAGUAUUCAAUAUUCCACACCAAUUCUUACCCAGAGUUAGCAAACAAUUGAAAGGUCAUGUGAAACCAACAGCAAGAGCCGUUUCCUGUUUAAAAGGUUUAGAAGUUGACUCUGACGGUUGCAAAUUGUUAUCAACUUCCAUAACUGAUGAGUUGGGUAUUUAUUGUGGUGUUUUAUCGGGAGCCAAUAUUGCUACAGAAGUAGCCAAAGGAAACUGGUCUGAAACUUCAAUCGGGUAUACCGUACCUCCGGAUUUUAGAGGACCGGGUAAAGAUAUUGACGAGUUUGUUCUUAAACAAGUAUUUCACAGACCUUAUUUCCAUGUUAGAGUUAUACAAGACGUUGUUGGUGCUUCAGUUGCAGGCGCCUUGAAAAAUGUAGUUGCUUGCGCAGUGGGAUUUGUGAUUGGCGCAGGUUGGGGGGACAAUGCAAAAGCCGCAAUAAUGAGAAUUGGAAUAAAAGAAAUUAUCCACUUUGCUUCGUAUUGGGAGAAAUUUGGUAUAAAAGGAUUAGCUCCACCUUCACCAUCAACAUUUACGGAAGAAUCAGCGGGUGUGGCUGAUUUAAUAACAACUUGUUCGGGAGGAAGAAACGUUAAAGUGGCUACUUACAUGAUCAAGCACAAUGUAGAUGCUUGGGAGGCUGAGAAAAUAGUACUCAAGGGUCAAAGCUCUCAAGGGAUAAUAACCGCUAAAGAGGUACAUGAACUAUUAACCAAUUUCAAACUUACUCACGAGUUUCCAUUAUUUGAGGCUACUUAUAGAAUAAUUUACGAAAAUGGCCAUGUUGAUGAUUUGCCAGAUUUGUUAAAUUCGUAG
Molecule: messenger RNA, 1113 nt
Organism: Lodderomyces oxycetoniae
Lineage: Eukaryota; Fungi; Ascomycota; Pichiomycetes; Serinales; Debaryomycetaceae
Gene: GPD2
Product: Gpd2p
Exons: 1
Coding region: 1-1113 (370 amino acids)
Biological process (GO): carbohydrate metabolic process; glycerol-3-phosphate catabolic process
Cellular component (GO): cytosol; glycerol-3-phosphate dehydrogenase (FAD) complex; nucleus
Molecular function (GO): NAD binding; protein homodimerization activity; glycerol-3-phosphate dehydrogenase [NAD(P)+] activity
Source: RefSeq, a predicted model, not a curated record